This is a messenger RNA of Schizosaccharomyces cryophilus OY26, 2242 nucleotides long. Its product is annotated as kexin. Gene Ontology annotation, biological process: protein processing. The coding region runs from base 10 to 2127 and encodes 705 amino acids. The transcript has a single exon. Gene Ontology annotation, molecular function: serine-type endopeptidase activity. Lineage: Eukaryota; Fungi; Ascomycota; Schizosaccharomycetes; Schizosaccharomycetales; Schizosaccharomycetaceae. Gene Ontology annotation, cellular component: trans-Golgi network; Golgi membrane. The record is from RefSeq and is a predicted model, not a curated record.
CCCAGCGCCAUGCUCUUUGCUUUGCUGUAUGGGCCAUUGUUUUUCUUAAUAUGGCAAUUUUCUUUGGUUUUAGGUACCAAGAUUGACGAAAACAAUGUUUUUAUGGUCCAUUUGGAUCCCAAAUCUGACCCAUAUUCAACGGCUGAUGCAAUUGGUGCUGUUUAUGUUCGCCCUAUGCGAAAUUUAGAAAAUCAUCACCUGUUUACCUUGAAUAUAAACGACUCUAGUAAAACUACAUUGAAAAAAAGAAAUGCUGAGCUUGGCGUAUUGGAUUUUGAACAACAGAUCCCAAGAUGGCGAUACAAGCGUGAGGAGCCUACAGAUUCUACAAAGUUGCUAGAAGACUUUCGUGAUCAUUUUCAUUUAAAUGAUCCACUUUUAUCGGAACAAUGGCACAUUCUUAAUUAUGAAAAGCCUGGUCAUGAUUUGAACCUGCGAGAAGUCUGGGACGCAGGUAUUUUAGGAGAGAACGUAACGGUAGCUUUCGUUGACGAUGGUAUAGAUUUUCGUCACCCAGAUCUGCAAGCGGCUUAUACUUCCCUUGGCUCUUGGGAUUUUAAUGAUAAUAUGGCUGACCCCUUACCUAAAUUAUCUGAUGACCUACACGGUACGCGUUGUGCAGGAGAAGUCGCAGCUUCUUGGAAUGAUGUUUGUGGUGUAGGAAUUGCACCAAAAGCCAAAGUAGCUGGUGUGCGUAUCCUCUCAGCUCCCAUUAAUGAUGUGGUUGAGUCAGAAGCAUUAAAUUAUGGUUUUCAGACGAAUCACAUUUACUCAUGUUCAUGGGGUCCUGCAGAUGAUGGAAGGGCUAUGGAAGCACCUCGUUUGGGUACAAGACGCGCACUUGUGAAUGGCGUAAUUAACGGAAGAAAUGGUCUGGGUUCUGUUUUUGUCUUUGCCUCUGGGAAUGGCGGCCAUUAUCGUGACAACUGUAACUUUGAUGGUUACACAAACAGUAUAUUCAGUGUUACCGUGGGCGCUGUUGACAUAGAGCAUCAAGUUCCUUUUUACAGCGAACUAUGUGCUGCCCAGCUUGUCUCUGCCUACAGUAGUGGCUCUCAUCACUCGAUCGCAACAACGAAUCCAGAGGGGACCUGCACGAAAAGUCACGGAGGAACAUCUGCAGCUGCUCCGCUUGCUUCUGCUGUCUACGCCUUAGCUUUAUCAAUUCGACCAGAUCUAACUUGGAGGGAUAUACAGCAUAUUACUGUGCAUUCGGCAAUCCCAUUUGAUAGUCCCUCGAAUGUUGAGUGGACAAAGACUCCUGCUGGAUUCAAAUUUUCUCACAAAUUUGGUUUUGGAAAACUCGAUGCGAAGCGGUUUAUUGAAACCGCAAGCGAUUGGCAACUUGUUAAUCCCCAAACUUGGCUUGUAAGUCCACAGAUCGUGGUCGAUAAGUCGAUUAAUAAAGCAGAAAACCUAUCCGACAGUGAGUUGAUCAGUGAGUAUGUAGUAACGGAAGAAAUGAUUGAAAAAAGUAAUUUUAAGGGUGUGGAACAAAUAACCAUUAAAGUUUCAAUUCCAUUUACCUGUCGAGGUGCAAUGACAAUUGAACUAGAAAGUCCUGCUGGUAUUAGAUCUAUGUUAGCUAGUCUUCGUCCUUACGAUCAAAAUAAUGAAGGAUUUCCUGAAUGGACGUUUAUGACUGUUCAACAUUGGUCAGAACCCAUUUUAGGAAGUUGGAAGCUUAUCGUCCGUGAUCAUAGCAAUGGUUGUUCUGGACGUUUCAAUUAUUGGCAGUUGGCUUUCUGGGGUGAAUCUCGAGAUCCUUCCUUGACUAUAGCUAUCCCGUAUGACACUUUAAAUCUUCCCUCAGAAGGGGCACUGGGAACGUUUACAGAGAAACAGCCCAACUCAACGAGUACUACACCCAUCCCACUAUCUACUUCUUUUACUUCUCAUAUAGUUUCUCCUACCGCUACUUCCACCACCUCAAGUCCUUUUACUGUUCCUUCCUUUACUCCUUUCAUACCAACCGUUUUAGAAACAUCGUAUAGAGAGAUGCUGGCUUUCACAAUGUUUUUCCUACUACUUGCAUUUGUUUUGUUAUCUGUAAUAUGGGUUUGGAUUUGUUCGUUUUUUAAUCUGUCUCCGGUUCCGAUGCCUGCUCAAGAAAUUCCUGACGUGUAGCUCGUCUGAUUCGCUCUUUAUUAUUUCAUAAAAUUUGUUCAUUUUUGUAGAUCUUUGUUUUUAAUAUUUCUUAAUUUAAUACAUUUUUGGUUAUUGAAAGAAUAUCAUAUCGUGU